AUGAAAUUCGACAGCAAAAACAAACUCACGGUGGCCGUUUGUGCCCUUUUAUUUUCCGUUCCAGUCUUGGCUGACCAGGCUGCCGAGAUCCCUGCCGAUGCUGUUUGGAACGACAUUGCUCCUGAUUCUCGCUUUGAUAUUGCUGCAGAUGCUCCCGAGAUGAGAGUCAAUGAAGUUGAUCCUAAUGCUGCUGCUGAUACAGAUGACAAUAGUGAUUCUUCUGAUGAAGGCCAGUUCUUUAAGAAAAAGAAAAAGUUCACCAGUUUCCUUCCUUGGGUGACAUCUUUCACUACCUCCAAGACGAGAACUACUACUACAACGAGAACCAUCACCUUUACGGCCUCUCCUGCAACCACUACCACCCCUUGCACAACCACUUCUACCACCACUCCUUGUACUACUAGGUCUACUUCUACCACUCCUACUACCACUCCUUGCACUACUACUUCUACUUCUACCACUCCUACCAUCACUUCUACUUCUAUCACUCCUACUACCACUCCCUGCACGACCUUGACCACCUCUAUAAUCAUAACACCUUCUUCCACCAGUACUCCUUGCACGACCUCGACAACUUCAACUUCAACACCAUGCUCCACCUCCACUCCAGGUUCCGGUUCAGGCUACGGCUAUGGAUCUGGUUCAGGUUCAGGUUAUGGCAGUGGAGAAAAUGGUGGUGUUGGUGUUGGCAAGGGUCAAGGCUCUGGGUUCGGAAAGGGUAUUGGCAACGGACCCAAUGGCUCUGGAAUUGGCCAAGGAUCGGGUCAGGGUGUUGGUGAGGGUUAUGGAAAUGGACCUGGCGGUAAGGGUUACGGUGAAGGCCAUGGUCAAGGGUAUGGUGAAGGCAAGGGCUCUGGUAAGGCUUAA
Molecule: messenger RNA, 867 nt
Organism: Magnusiomyces paraingens
Lineage: Eukaryota; Fungi; Ascomycota; Dipodascomycetes; Dipodascales; Dipodascaceae
Exons: 2
Coding region: 1-867 (288 amino acids)
Source: RefSeq, a predicted model, not a curated record